AUGAUCGUCGGCUACAAGCGGUUCACGGCCGAAGAACCGUUCUUCGCCGGCCACUUCCCGUCGUACCCGGUCGUGCCCGGCGUGCUACUCGUCGAGUGCCUGGCCCAGUGCGGCGGCGCGGGAAUCGCCGCGCAGAGCGACGGCGCCGGGUCGAUCCUGUUCCUGGCGACGGUGGAGAAGGCCAAGUUUCGGCGCCAGAUACGCCCCGGUGAUGAGGUCCGGCUCGAGGUCACCACCACGCGCAGCUCGCCCGCCAUGAUCCGCCAGAGCGGCAAGGCGUAUGUCGGCGACGAGCUGGCUGCGGAAGCGACGUGGCUCUGCCUGCGCGGCUCCGCGGAUAGCGGGGCGUAG
Molecule: messenger RNA, 351 nt
Organism: Geodia barretti
Lineage: Eukaryota; Metazoa; Porifera; Demospongiae; Tetractinellida; Geodiidae
Source: the annotation of a GenBank genome assembly